AUGAAUUUGCCAUAAGUAUUCAGUGUGUUUACAGAUAAUAAUUAAUUUGAGAAAUUCAUUGAAGAUCUUGUGGCUGAUUGUGUACAUGGAAUUAAAUUACCUUAUUUGAAUCAAUUUCCUGAAAUUAAUCAUUAUAAUUUAAUCAUAGAGGCUCAAUAAUUUAUGUAGUAAUUUAGUGAAUAUUUAUUGGAAAUGAAUAAUCAAAAUAGAGAAGAAGUGUAAAGAUUAUUAGAUAAAUUAAAAACAUAAAUAGAUGCAGAAAAACAUUAAAUAUUUACAAGAAUAAUAACUGAAAACUUUAAAGGAAUGUGUAAAUAAGCAUUAUAUACACAUAUUGCAUUAUCAAAAUAUGUAUUAAUUGAUUAUAAUUGGAAUUUAAAUGUAUAUUUUUAUAAUUCUAUAUAGUUAACAAUAUCAUCCAAUAAAAUAGCUAAAUCAUAGAUUCCUACAAUAAUUGUAGAAUUGCAUUUAUAAACUUUAGAUAAUAUAGCCAAUAAAAAAAAGAUUAGAUUUGAAAUGA
This is a messenger RNA of Paramecium pentaurelia, 520 nucleotides long. NCBI's taxonomy places the organism in Eukaryota, Ciliophora, Oligohymenophorea, Peniculida, Parameciidae. The record is from the annotation of a GenBank genome assembly.